UCUCCGAUAGGCAGAUGUGGCCGUGUUCCUUCCGAGUAAUGCGAUUGGACAGAUAGACGCUUUCACGGCAGUUCAGCCCUGCUGCCUGUGUGUGGCAACCGGGGUAAGCCGGACAACUGGGGGAAAUGCGAGAUUGUGGAGAGGACCAUGUUACGCUUUUAAAGAACCUCUUCGAGUCCGAAGACAGAUUUUGGAAGCGUCUGUGUAUUUUUUUCUUCUUCUUCUGUCUCUUUUUCGAGGGGAUUGACAAGCAAUUGAAGACGUGCGUUCAUUGGAGGUUCCGUGCUAAAGAAUAAAGUAGUUUUAUCGAGCCCGACCGCGCCGAAUAUUCUUCCAACCGCUCCCUCAGACUGGCUGGGCGCGUUCCGGAGAGAAAGAGAGGAUGCUCGUCGGAGAGCUGCGUCCACAUUAUGAGGGAUUAAACGCCUGAAUUAUAGCUUUCUGUGUUUUUGACUCUUUGGGAACGGAGGUCGGACAGUGACGUGAAGGCGCACGUUUGGGUACGUAUUCGCCAGAGCUGUUGAUUAUCUGCUUUCUUGUUUUUUUAUUAUUAAACGUGCGCUCGGAAGCGCACCGCUUCCAGGGCUCCGUGCGGAGUCCAAGUAGGCAGCUGCUCGCUCGUGGCCUGCCUCUAGACGUUUUUUUAACGCACGGUUCUGCUCUUUUGACGAACAUCAAUCAAGCUUGGAUUCACAUUUUUGAUCCGAGCGCUGAAAAUUAUCCAGAGGAUUGAAUAUUUUUUCUUUUUUUUUGCAACACUUUGAAUUGAGAUUUUUUUCCUUUCCUUUUAAUUCGCUGACCACUUAAGGUCAAGAAGACAGAAGCGCACGUUUCUGUUUUAGCGCUCCAAUAACGGUGGACCAGUUUAAGUAUUGAGGAACUGCAUUAAGUGGGUUUAUUUUGGUUAAAUCGACUCAUCCCCCCAACACAGGAUUUUUACAACCUCCCCACCCCUAUCCUCCACCCGCCCCCUGUCUGCUGAGACUGGUGUGUCUGUGGGCACAUUUUCAUCCAUUUUGCCAAAGGUCCUGCACGCUGGAGAAAUAAACAAAGGAUACAUUUCAAGAUGUAUCCACAAGGCCGACAUCCGGCUCCUCAUCAGCCCGGUCAGCCUGGCUUCAAAUUCACUGUAGCAGAGUCUUGUGACAGAAUUAAAGACGAGUUUCAGUUCCUGCAAGCCCAGUAUCACAGUCUUAAGGUGGAGUAUGACAAACUGGCCAAUGAGAAAACAGAGAUGCAGCGCCACUAUGUCAUGUAUUAUGAGAUGUCCUACGGCCUGAAUAUAGAGAUGCACAAACAGACGGAGAUUGCCAAACGACUCAAUGCAAUUUUAGCUCAAAUUAUGCCUUUCCUGUCACAAGAGCACCAACAGCAGGUUGCUCAGGCAGUGGAGAGGGCUAAGCAGGUGACUAUGACAGAGCUGAAUGCCAUCAUCGGGGUACGUGGACUUCCCAAUCUGCCUCUCACCCAGCAGCAGGCUGCCUAUCCUGCUCUCAUGCAGCAGCUCCAAGCUCAGCACCUCUCCCAUGCAGCGCACGGGCCUCCGGUUCAGCUACCCCCCCACCCUUCAGGCCUGCAGCCACCCGGCAUCCCCCCUGUGACGGGUUCCGGAUCAGGCCUGCUGGCACUCGGCGCUCUGGGCAGCCAAACUCACCUCCCAGUGAAGGAUGAGAAGAACCACCAUGAUCUGGAACACAGAGGUAGGUUAGCUCAACUAAAACACGGUGAGUCCAGCAGCAACAACUCAAUAUCCCCAUCGGAAAGCUUACGGACCGCCAGCGAGAAGCAUCGUAGCUCUUCUGAUUACAGUUUGGAGACUAAGAAGCGCAAAGUGGAGGAGAAGGACAGCAUGAGCAGAUAUGACAGUGAUGGAGAGAAGAGUGAUGACUUGGUGGUAGAUGUGUCUAACGAGGACCCUGCCACCCCACGUGCAAGCCCGGCGCACUCUCCCCCUGAAAAUGGAAUUGACAAGCCACGCCCACCCAAGAAGGACACACCCAACAGCCCAGCGUCAGUGGCAUCAUCUGGAAGCACGCCGUCCUCCAAGGCCAAGGAGCUCAGUCAUAAUGACAAAUCCUCUACCCCUGGUCUCAAAUCCAACACCCCCACCCCACGUAACGAUGCCCCCACCCCUGGCACCAGCUCCACUCCUGGGCUCAGACCCAUCCUGGGCAAACCACCAGGCAUGGAGGCUCUCGCAGCGCCAGCUCUGCGUACACCUCUGUCCAUUGCUGGAUCUUACCCCACUCCUUUUGCCAUGAUGGGCCACCAUGAAAUGAACGGGGGCCUGACGAGUCCUGGGGUGUACGCUGGUCUGCACAUCUCCCCUCAGAUGAGUGCAGCAGCAGCUGCUGCGUAUGGGCGUUCCCCCAUGGGAUUUGAUCCUCACACCCAUAUGAGAGCUCCAGGCCUUCCAGCCAGCCUCACAUCCAUUUCUGGCGGGAAACCAGCGUACUCCUUCCAUGUCAGUGCAGAUGGCCAGAUGCAGCCAGUCCCCUUCCCGCCUGAUGCCCUCAUUGGCCCCGGUAUCCCACGCCACGCUCGUCAGAUCAACACUCUUAGCCACGGAGAGGUGGUGUGCGCCGUUACCAUUAGCAACCCUACACGUCAUGUCUACACUGGUGGCAAGGGCUGUGUCAAAAUCUGGGACAUCAGCCAACCCGGCAGCAAGAGUCCUGUGUCCCAACUGGACUGUCUGAACAGGGAUAACUACAUCCGAUCCUGUAAGCUGCUGCCUGAUGGUCGCACAUUGAUUGUCGGAGGCGAGGCCAGCACAUUGACCAUCUGGGAUCUGGCCUCACAGACACCCCGCAUCAAGGCUGAGCUCACCUCCUCAGCCCCGGCGUGCUACGCCUUGGCCAUCAGCCCCGACGCCAAAGUCUGCUUCUCCUGCUGCAGUGAUGGAAACAUUGCCGUUUGGGACCUGCACAACCAGACUCUUGUUAGGCAGUUCCAGGGUCAUACAGACGGCGCUAGCUGUAUUGAUAUUUCCCACGAUGGCACUAAGCUGUGGACAGGCGGUCUUGAUAACACGGUUCGCUCUUGGGAUUUGAGGGAGGGCCGACAGCUGCAGCAGCAUGACUUCACUUCACAGAUCUUCUCUUUGGGAUACUGUCCGACUGGAGAGUGGCUUGCUGUGGGAAUGGAGAGCAGCAACGUGGAGGUUCUCCACCACUCAAAACCUGACAAAUAUCAGCUCCACCUGCACGAGAGCUGUGUCCUCUCCCUCAAGUUUGCCUACUGCGGUAAAUGGUUCGUAAGCACUGGGAAGGACAAUCUGUUGAAUGCUUGGAGGACUCCUUAUGGCGCCAGCAUAUUCCAGUCAAAGGAAUCCUCGUCUGUCCUGAGCUGCGACAUCUCUACAGAUGACAAGUACAUUGUAACGGGCUCUGGAGACAAGAAGGCCACUGUCUAUGAAGUGAUCUAUUAAAGCUGGACCGCAGUAAUGCCCUGGAACAAUGAACCCUUCCUCCAUCUGUCCUCCCUCACAUAGGCGACGUGGAUUCUGCCUGAAGCCCUCUGAUGGGCAAGAAGUUUGGCGGUGCCAGACUGGAUCGGAUGGCGGCGCUGUUUUGGACCUGGAUUUUAUUUCAUUCACCUCUGCCCUCCUUCAUUAAUGCAACACUUGUACAGCAAGUGCCCUUUCUGAAGGCACUAAGAAAAAAACGUUGCUUUUUUUCCCCAGUUUGUUGGAUUUUUCUUUUUUUCAUCCUUUUUAUUGUGGAGAUAAAGUUCUAUGACACAACUAGAAGCAGCGCUUUGCUUCGGAGCUUUUCCUUGGAGGUCCUGUGAAAAGUGUACAUAAUGGAGUAAUAAAUGGCCUUUUAUAGAUUUA
This is a messenger RNA of Nothobranchius furzeri (turquoise killifish), 3835 nucleotides long. RefSeq names its product TLE family member 3, transcriptional corepressor a (gene tle3a). Gene Ontology annotation, molecular function: transcription corepressor activity; protein binding. The record is from RefSeq and is a predicted model, not a curated record. Gene Ontology annotation, biological process: regulation of DNA-templated transcription; negative regulation of canonical Wnt signaling pathway. Gene Ontology annotation, cellular component: transcription regulator complex; nucleus. NCBI's taxonomy places the organism in Eukaryota, Metazoa, Chordata, Actinopteri, Cyprinodontiformes, Nothobranchiidae.